CUUAAAUGCGUGCCAUAUGAAUCGUUAAUUGUGUGGGCGUGGCAGCGAGGCGGAAACGGAUGCGGGCUGGAAGAGGAAGAGUUGUGAUGGAACAGAGUACGAACUUGUGGUGGUGGAUGAGGAAAUAUUCAGCACUUGUCAGGAUGCUGCUCCCGGCACACUGGACAUAAAUGGCUUUUUGGACCUCUCUGAAUUCUCGGCUAGUAUGGAUUCUGAUGGCGUCACUGUAAGCGGAAACACAACUUUGGUAUGGGACAUCGAAUUGUCUGAUCUCGUACAGCUGUCUAUAAAGCUUCUCUAUUUCGAUCGUGGUUCCUGGAUGCCGACAGUAUUCUCUUUGGUUUCAAAGGAUUUCUGUAAGUUCAUGUACGAUAAAAAUCAGAUAUGGUAUAAAAUUUGGACCCGACAUAUUACAAACGACAUUAAGGAUAAAUGUGUCAACGUUCCUGGGGCAAAAAUAAUGUUGGAGACAUACAUGCUUAGUUUAACAGCUUCAACCACGGGACCACUUCGUCUAGGUCGCUAUAAGGCCAAUGUUAUGUUCCAAGCUUUCGAUAUCCACGGGAGAGAGAGGCCAACUCGCAUAUGCUUUGAAAUAUUGGGCGAUGUCUUUAAAGUCAAGAAGUAAUAAUAUUACCCUUAUUAUAAUAUUUCUUUAUUUUUUGGCUAUACCGUUUUACAAAAAUUUUUAACUCUCUUAACCAAUUUCAAAAUAAAUAUUCCUUUGUUUAGAUGUCUACUUUACAUUUUUAUAUUUUACACAUUACACUUUUAUCUACUGGUUAU
Molecule: messenger RNA, 786 nt
Organism: Drosophila biarmipes
Lineage: Eukaryota; Metazoa; Arthropoda; Insecta; Diptera; Drosophilidae
Exons: 4
Coding region: 206-628 (140 amino acids)
Source: RefSeq, a predicted model, not a curated record